Molecule: messenger RNA, 1156 nt
Organism: Salmo salar (Atlantic salmon)
Lineage: Eukaryota; Metazoa; Chordata; Actinopteri; Salmoniformes; Salmonidae
Source: RefSeq, a predicted model, not a curated record
AGCAGUUGUCAGAGUUAUUUUCAGCAGUCUGCCUCUGUGACUCAUCUUAGAAACCUGCACUAACCCUAACACAAACUGGGAUUUCAUGAGGUGGUAAGAAGAGGAUCAUAACAAUACUAUUGGUGGGGAUCAAAAACAACUGUCACAUUCUUCAGGAUAGAAAAAAAUCAAAUGAUGGCAGACCAUGAUGACCCAUGUAAUGAGUUAGAGACGUCCUACUGUAUGAAUGGAGGAACAUGCUUAAAAAUUCCUUUUAUAGACACUCUUACUUGUGUCUGCAGUGAGAACUACAAAGGCAGUCGGUGUGAGCUGUACCAGCUGUUGAUCACUGCACACGAUGCAGGUGAGACAGGACUGAUCGCUGCUGUGGUCACCAUGGUCCUUCUUAUUCUAUUCGUGUUCACAGUAGUCAUCUACUACACCUGCAAGGUAUGGAAGGCCAAACCAAAGAACCAGCAGAAAAACAGUGAACAACAGUAUUGGAGAGUAGAGCCAAGAGAAUGAGGCAUGUUGCAUAUUAUUUGGAUAACAAAAGAUUUCAAAUAAAAGAUUUCAUGGACGGUGGCGUGAUAUGGUUUGGGGUCUGGAUGCCACUAGAGAUGCGGCUACGAAGGACCAGGAGGACAGAGGAAACCUCCACCCACAAACAUUUUGCAUCAAGCAUCAAACCUCAAGCCUGUUUGAGUGGUCAUCAAAAGCUGAAGCUGCUGUAGACACACAGCCACCCACCUUUUCUCCAGUCUGUGUGACUGGGUGUAGGACUGAUUCUAACCUGUUACAAUGCAUUUCAUGCCAGUGGCUAUUUUCCUCUGACACAGAAUGCAUGCUUAAAAAUGGAAGAGUGAUACCUGAUGCCUUCAUUCAAAGGAAUACAAUGUUUGCUUUGAUAGUGUGUCGAAGUUCAAUUGUGAAUGUGAGCUUUCUCUGAGCCUGGUAUACCGUAGAUUAGAGCACAGUGGGGUGAUAAUUAGAACAGUUUGUUUUAAUGUAGAAUAAUGCAUAUAUUUGUAAAACUUUCAUUUCAGGUCAAACAUGAAGUGAGCAUUAAUUACAGUAAGCAACUUGCUUGUAUUAUUUAAUGAAUGUAUACAACAAAGACACACCAGAAAGUGUACAUCAUUUGCGAUAUCACAAUAAUAAAUCAUGUAUGAGGAAA